AUGUUGAUGACGAAGCAUCGGUUGAAAGCAAAGAGGUCCGCUCGCUGCUGGGCCAAAACCUUGGAGGCUAGACAUAGUGUGCUAUUAUAUAAGCUGUACCACCUUGAGUACUGGCCUAUGCUUGAGAGGAUAGACCUGGCAUGGCGUUGGCUGAUAACAGGGCUUUUGGAGGAGUGGCAUUACGACACCCUAGGAAGAGGAGAGAAGGAUAUGACUGGGUUAAAAGUUCCAGAGCUUUUAUACCUGGAGAUGCCAAGUCCUACGGGGAUCUGCGAGGGAUUGGUCCAAGAGUUGGACUCUCGGACAUUAUGGGAUGAGUACGGCAUUGAUGAGGAUAUCACGCCAUUUACAUACCAUUUUCCACGAGCUGACAUCCAUGAGCUGUUGUCUGCAGAUCUGCUGCACCAGCUCAUCAAGGGGACUUUCAAGGACCACCUCGUUCAAUGGGUUGGCAACUACCUGUACCUUGAACAUGGUGAGAUCAAAUUGACCGUCGCAAAGUUUAGUAUCGCAGCAGCACCUGCAUUCCCUGGUAUCCACUGCUUCCCUCAUGGCCGACGUUUCAAGCAAUGGAUGGGAGAUGACUCCAAGGCAUUGAUGAAGGUUUACCUGCCAGCUAUAUCAGGAUUUGUACCCACCAAAAUGUGUCCCGGUGUCCAUCCAACUGGCUUCAACCUCCCUCGUCAACACUCCCUUGUCCACCUAAUCAAGCAGAUCCAGGAGUUCGGUGCUCCUGGAGGACUCUGCUCAUCUAUCACUGAAUCUUGCCACAUCACUGCCGUCAAGAGGCUGUGGCGCCGCUCUAAUCGAUAUGAGGCCCUUGGCCACAUGUUGCUCACUAACCAACGCCUUGACAAGCUCAUCUGCACUUGUGCUGAUUUCGUCACACAUGCCAUGUUACCUCCAACUCAUGUGCCACCCCCAAAACCAGUCCUUAUCCCUGACGACGAUGGCGAUGUGGGAGUGAUUGAUGAAUAUGUAGCUGGGAACGUUACCCUUGCUAGGACUAGAGCACAUACCUAUCCUCGCGGCCUCAAGGACCUGGCUCAACAUAUCCAGCACCCAGAGCUCAUUGAGCUCACCCAACAUUUCCUUUAUGACCAACUACACACAAAUGAUGGCACCUCGUCAGCCAAUGUUCCCCUACAACAAUGUCCUCACCCAUCCAGCAAAAUCUCGGUGUUCCAUUCCGCGGUCGCCACAUUCUAUGCACCUAGCGACAAGUCCAGCAUCAGGGGCAUGAGGACUGAACACAUCCGUUCAACCCCUUCAUGGCAGAAGCAAGGGCUGCGAUAUGACUGUGUGCUGGUUGUCGACGAUGAAGACAAGCCCGGAAUUCAGGGGAUGAGUGUGGUCAGGGUCAACCUUCUCUUCUCAUUUACCCAUGAUGUGAAGACAUACUCCUGUGCCUUCGUUGAAUGGUUUAAACAUGUCGGUGCAAGGCCUGACCCUGAGACGGGUAUGUGGAAGGUCAAGCCUGACACAUACAGAAACAGCCAGCGUAUCAUCUCUGUUCUCCACCUAGACACCUUCCUUUGUGGUGCUCAUAUUCUACUGGUGUUUGGGAGAGAUUACGAGGUCUUAUCAGUGCCCCCCUAA
Molecule: messenger RNA, 1599 nt
Organism: Laccaria bicolor S238N-H82
Lineage: Eukaryota; Fungi; Basidiomycota; Agaricomycetes; Agaricales; Hydnangiaceae
Exons: 10
Coding region: 1-1599 (532 amino acids)
Source: RefSeq, a predicted model, not a curated record